Molecule: messenger RNA, 1844 nt
Organism: Sebastes umbrosus (honeycomb rockfish)
Lineage: Eukaryota; Metazoa; Chordata; Actinopteri; Perciformes; Sebastidae
Exons: 4
Coding region: 342-1676 (444 amino acids)
Biological process (GO): negative regulation of DNA-templated transcription; negative regulation of circadian rhythm
Cellular component (GO): nucleus
Source: RefSeq, a predicted model, not a curated record
UAAAUUACGGUGAAUUUUAUAACACUAGGUGGUAUUAUUAACAAAACGUCCCUUUUGUGUGAAGGUGUGUUUUAUUUUGGAAACCAAACCAUAUAUGGUGUUGCCAGUUCUGAGGAACUUGACGGAGGUUGCCAAAUCGAAAACCCCCCCUUUUCAUUGGAGCCUUAUCUCUUGACAAAGAGAGGAAAAUGAAUCAUUUUAUUACUGUAACUGACAGAUAACUAUGUAAAUAUGACACUGCAGGUUAAUUUUAGCGUUGCCCAGUGCAAAAAAAGUGAUUGCAAGUGUGAAAACCACCGUUAUUUGGAAGUAUUAGCUGUUAAACAUUUGAAGGGUCCAACAUGCCGAAGGAGCAGUCUUGCCUGAGCGAGCACGGUCCAUGUGUUUCAUCCAGCAAGAAUGCUAAAAAUAAGAGCAACCGUAUGACUCUGCUGGCAAUACGUGAUACUAAAGACACAGACGACUCCAGUGGAAGGGACUCCCGCUGCAGUUCAGAAAAAGACUCUGGAUACUCUGACGCCUCAGACUGGCAGCAGACAGAUGUGGAGGACCAGCAGAGCAACAAUAGCCAGUCCAGAGGCAGAGAGCAUGCAGAAACUUCACAGCCAGGUCAAACCGAAGACCUUGGACAUGGGAAUCCUGGGGAUCCUACCCUGACACCAGCAGGCCGCGAGCUCCCACCCAUCUACAUCAUCAAUAACAUGGUGCUUAAGCAGCCGGACAUGAUCCAGAAAACAGCUCAGCUGCCCUCGAGAAAUGGAAGCAGAGAAACCGGUAGUUCUGGCGGUGCCAAUAUGAUCCUUUUCCAGCAGCCUCGCUUGUUGCCGGCCUCCGUCCAUCUCCACAAGCCCUUGUCCAGGAAGACCAACAUCACAGGGAAGAAAAUAAAUUACCUGCCCAUUCUCAACUCCUAUCCCCGCAUUGCGCCACAUCCCAGCAAGAAGCCCGCUGAUAAAUCUUCAUCGAAUGAUGAAUCACAGAAUCUGAGCAAGAGGGUAUGCACAGAACAUGACAAACCUGUGACUAGGAGUCUACCUGAGCAGCACCUUAAUAAGCAACCCAAAUUAUCAGUCUUAACCUCUGGGAUGCCGUGUUCCUCUUCAACCAGAGAUAGUCGACCCUCCACCAGUCCCACUACUGUCUCCUCCAGUCGCUCCAGUCUGUGCACCACCUCCUCAAUCCUCUCAACCAGAGGACUUCACAGAAACAGCACCACCAGUACUCGCCACAACCGUUUCCUCAACACAGUAGAAAUCCUCAGACAAUCGGGUCUGUUGGACAUUACGCUGCGCACAAAGGAGCUGAUGCGCCAGAGUAGCGCCACCGAGCAGAACAUUACCCAGCUCCGCCAGCACACAGAGCUACUGUGUCAGGCUGCCAGCAACCCCGGCUGCAGCCUGAGAGAUAUCGCAGCCUGGGAACAUCUACACCGAGCCAUGGCUGAGUCUGGCAGCUACCCCAAUCUCAAAAUCCUGGAAAAUUUUCAAAUCCCGUGUGAUCCAGAUUCUGCCAGUCAACCAGCGAGAAUUUACACAGGUGAGGCCAGUGGGCCGCUAGCUGCUGAUGAGAGCUCAGGGGAGCCACCGUUUCGCCUUCUCACAACUAUACCGGACCCAAAUGGAGAUAAAACCUCAGAGAAAGUCACCUUUAUGCCUCCUGACAGUUCUACUGGUUAGCGCAAUAUGCAGUGCCUUUAAAGGGAGAGCGAGUACUCAGGGCUAUUUUUUAUAUUAUGUGUGGCUUUAAAGGAACAGUGUGUAGCAUUUAGGGGGAUCUAUUGGCAGAAAUGGAAUAUGAUAUUAAUAAGUAUAUGUUUUCUUUUGUGUAUAAUCACCUGAAAAUAA